UGUUUUUGAUGUGGGAAACCACCAAAAACAUUUAAAUGAGUUGGUGGCAAAAUAAACAACUAUUGUGGUUGAGAGCGUGCAACCUUUAUAAACGCUCUUAAAAUAGAUUAUGAUUUCUUUGCAAUUUCAGGUUUUCCAGCCAGGCUGUUACCAAAACAAAGAAAUGAAAUGGUAAAAGCAUGUUUUAGGUAAAACAAACGGAAGAAACGUUCAGAAGAAUUAACAGGACACUUCCUAUCUCCUCACAUUUCACCUGAAAGUGCUCAUGCCUGCUUGCUCAUCCAAUCACCCUUUUAUUUUGCUUUUCUCCAGCAAUGCCUCCUUCUACCAGAUCGGCUAAGCAAGCUGCUACAAAUAGAGUUAAAUUAGGCAAGGCAAAAAAACGAGAUGCUAAAACAGUCAAGAGACAGACUUUUAACUCUAAUAAGGCUAGGGGGAAAGCAGUGUUUAAAAAGGUGGAAGACACUGGGAGAGCUAAAAACCAAAAGCGUAAUCUGAACCCUCUUGUAAAGGAGCUGAGAAGCACUGAAGUCAGUAAAUCUGUCAGUGGUGCUUCCCAGCGACUGCAGGGUGGCAUUCAAAACACCUCCCUGGGAAUAGGAUCAGCAAGAAUAAGACGCUUGGAUAAUUCCCUGAAGCAGCAUCAUGUCUCUGGCCAUAGAAUGUCGCUACGGGGCAAACCCGUCUUUCAAAGCCUUCCCCAAGCUCCCAAGCCAAGCAGAAAAUGGAGAAAAUCUAGGUGCAGUCUGCCAGCACGACGUAGUAAAUGUGAGGCUAGCGAAACCACUCCGGAGGCAGACUCGGAACAGAGAGAGAUGGCUGAACUAGUUUCAGGUGAUAACCUGGCAAAGCAUGAAGCAGCCUUGUGUCCUGAGGAGAGCCCUGUCACUAGUGGUAAGGGGGACGCUGAUACAGAAAGCAUUCACACAGCGGAACAGCUGCCUGCAGUGGAAAAUGUUGCUGUCACCAACUCCCUGGAAAUUGAGCCUUGUCCCGAGGCAAAUUUUGAGCAGGAAAAAUCUAGAAGCGCAGAGUUAGGUUCAGGAGCCGAAUCUGGCCUCUCAAGCCAGGCUUCAAGUUUGAUUUUAAAUGUCUGUGCUGCUGAGUCUCACCAAAUGGAAUUGCAAGACAUGAGCACAGACCUUUCUCAAUCAAACACCACUCUGAAAGAUUCUGAAUCCCUUACCAGCAAUUCAGUGUCACAAGAAGAGCCAGACGGAGAGGAUCCUAUUUUGGAUGCGGAACCUAACUUGACCUUGGCAUUAGUGAGCCCAAAGUCCCCAAAAAGUUCUUCAGCUGCCCCUGAAGACCCAGAGACGUGCUCAGAGAGUUUAAAUCCCUCUAACCCAAAUCCAGUCGAUUUAUCUGAGAGAGGAUGUGGACUUGGAGAGUUUUUAAAGUCCAAAGAAGGUUCCACCAACCCUGAGACCUGGAUAGGGUUGAACUUGGAUUUUCAAAGCCCAGCUUUACAUUAUAAUAUGAAUAAGAGGAAUUCCGAUGUUUCCAACUCCACAUCUGGGCUAGAAUCAGGAUCCCAAACUGAAGGCAGUAUAGAAACCAAAUUAAACUCUGGUUCAGAGAGCACCACAUACGUGUGCAAGAAGGAACAAGGGUCUUGCAGCAUGGAUUUGAACACAUUGGGAGUUUUGCUUCUGUUUCCUCAAGCCGGUUCAUCUAACCCAGAUGGUGGUCAGCGAACUCCUUCUUCUGUUACUGCUGGGAAGAAGAAACGGCGCCGGUGUGGCACCUGCGAGCCCUGCCUCCGGAAAGUGAACUGCGGGGAGUGCAGCUGCUGCAGGAACCGCAAAACCGGCCACCAGAUCUGCAAGAUGAGAAAAUGCAACGAGCUGAAGAAGAAACCGCUGCUUUCAUCCCAUGAGGGGGUGUGCAAGGAUAUAAUCAAACCACAAAGAAAAAAAAGAGUUUCCAAGGUUAAUCCAGAAGGAAGAUCAGUAAAUGGCACAAAACCAGGCCAGAUGGAAGAAGGCCUUUUCAUCCCAGCAGAGGAAUGCGGCUCACAGCUUAACCCCACCCCACCCAUGGUGAGUGAAUCAAAAGAGGAAGAAAGCGGAACCAUUUUGGAAAAAAAGCUCUCUGAUUUGGAUGAGGAUCAGACCCUCAGCCUCAGUCAUAUGAAUGGGGGCUUCCAAGCAACAGGGAAAGCUCAAGAAAACUUGGAGCACAGCGGAGAAGAAAAGCCCAAUUGUUGUAGCUUCUCACCUGAACCUCCAGAAUCAUUUGCACAAUCCUCCCGAAACGGAAUUAAAUGGAAAGGCGACGCUUUAACGGAAUCUACUGUGCCCUUUAAAAAAAUCAAGCUGGAAGACCCUCGGUAUGGAUAUAAGAAUAUAAAUGAAAACAGAGUAAACACUCUGGCACAAUUAGCAAACCUUAGCAAUUAUAACAAUGCCUUGAGCACUUUGGCAGCAGUUGUUUGCUCUGAAGAGCAGGACUGCAGUCCCGCAGCACAGACGACCAUUACUGGUGGCUACAAUGGUCUUUGCAGCCCGAACUGCACUGUUUUGCACACUGAAACUUGUGAAAAUAAGCUGGAGGAUUGGAGAUUUUCAGUCAAUAGUGAAUCUGAAAAUGGUGCUUUAAAUCUACCAAAAGUGGACACCUCCUCUUUCUGUGACUCUCUUGUAAUUUCUCAGCCAGGUCUCUUAUCAUUAGUGGAGAACAGAAACAUCAGCUUUGAACAGGCGAUAGCAAUCGACGCUCUUACCCAGUUAGCAGAAACUCCUCUGCAGUCUUUAUCACAAACAGAACAGAACACAGAGUCGCCUGCAAACCCUGAUUUAGUUUUAAAAAAAGAGUUUCACCAGCAAGAAACUGAACAGCAGCAAACCUACCCCUCUUCAGAACAGAACUACCUUAGCAGCUCAGUCCCAAAUCAGGAUUCUUUCAGCAGCUAUUUGAGUAAACAAAACAUACAUACCGCACCUAGUGCAUCAGUUAACAGGCUUUCUUUGCUGGAUUUAUUUAAUGCCAGCUUGGCUGCUGAUACAUCUCCAACAUGUGUAACUAGUGAAAACGGAUUUCAUUACAGUGAAGCAAAAAGCAAUUGUGAAGACAUACAUUCUCAGCCCCAAAAAGUGCAAUUCAAGGAAACCUUUCAUUCAGAUAGCGAUUUGUUACUUAAUAGGGUCAGAAAUAAAGAUGAAGAAGAUGUAGCGAUACAACUAGCGCAACUGGCAUUCAUAAUCCAAUCAAGUCAGCAGGAUGCUCUAAACGCUUCACAUAUAGAUAGCCAGCCCCAGCAGCAGCAUGGACUGGAGAACAAUCUGCCCCAAGGUUUACCCCUUCAGGAUGUAAAGCACAAUCAUUUUCCGCAAAAUUCAAAAAAGCCUCCAUUGAAGAAAACAAGAACGUCACCAUUCAAACAGAGAAUAUCAAAGAAGGCCCAGCUAGCAGCUCAGAAACUGGCUGAUGAAAAGGACCAAGUUGAACACAUCUGGGUACAGUCACAGCUCAAUCAAGUUAGCCAUUUCCUCCAUCAAGGAUCCAAAGCUAAGCUACCGGCGGCGACUCACAGAACCAAAGUUCAGAAGGUGUUGCUGCAACGUCAAGCAGUGCAGCCGCGGAAGUCACACCCGUUUCUUCCACGGACUCAGAUCCAGCUGAAAAGCAAGCUGCCAGAUGUAUCUCAAGAAACAAAGGUGCUUUAUCACCCCAAGAGUUCCCCAUCCUCAAAUUGUAUCAAAUCAGAGUUUUUGGAUGAUCAGUCUCUUUACAUAGGAUCAGGAUCUCAUGUCAUUGGUCAACACCUUAACUGUAAAGACAUCCUUUAUAAUCCCACUUCCGAAUUGAAAUUAGAUAAACGGGUCAAAACUGAAAGGUUGACAGCUUACACAGGAGUGAAAGUUGAACAUGACUCAAAUUCUCAGGUACUUCAAGCAACAGAUGGUGCUAUAGGGAGGAAUGAUCCUUACAACACUGAGGACACUAAAAACAGAAUCGAACUGCAAUAUCGACAGAACUUUCACCUGUCAGAAACACAUGCUGGCAACUCUGCAGGGGGACAAACUCCAUCAACCUCAGAGAGAUGUAUAAAAGUAGAGACCUCUGGAGCUGUUACCAUCCUGUCAACUUCAAAUCUAGACACCGAUGAAGCGGAACCUGACUUAGUUGGGGGGUCGAUGCCGACUAAGAACACCUUGAACAGCUUCAUGGAAUCGCCCAUGAAGUUCUUGGACACCUCAACAAAAAAUCUGAUUGAUACCCCUUCCAAAAAAGGAUUUGAAUUUCCAACCUGUGAUUGUGUUGAACAAAUUAUAGAGAAAGAUGAAGGCCCUUACUAUACACAUCUUGGAGCAGGACCAAGUGUUGCCGCUGUAAGGGAAAUUAUGGAAAGCAGGUAUGGUGAGAAAGGGAAGGCGGUUCGCAUUGAAGUAGUUAUUUACACGGGGAAGGAAGGAAAAAGUUCUCAGGGAUGUCCAAUAGCAAAGUGGGUGAUCAGACGUGGCAGUGAGGAGGAGAAGCUGCUGUGUUUGGUGAGGCAGCGAGCGGGUCAUCGCUGCCAGAACGCUGUGGUGGUCAUCCUCAUUCUGGCUUGGGAAGGGAUUCCACGCCUCGUGGCUGAUACUCUCUAUCAGGAGCUGACCGAGACCCUGCGGAAGUAUGGCUCCCCGACAAGCAGAAGAUGUGCACUGAAUGAAGACCGCACUUGUGCCUGCCAAGGCCUGAACCCAGAGAAGUGUGGGGCCUCGUUCUCGUUCGGCUGCUCGUGGAGUAUGUACUUCAACGGCUGCAAGUUCGCCCGGAGCAAAUACCCGCGCAAAUUCAGACUUCUAGGAGACUACCCCGAGGAGGAAGGAAAGCUUGAAAACAACCUGCAGAGUUUAGCUUCGGAUAUCGCUCCAGUGUAUAAAAAACUUGCUCCAGAAGCAUUUCAGAAUCAGGUAGAUCAAGAAUAUUUGGGCCCAGACUGCCGUCUAGGUAAAAACGAAGGCCGGCCAUUCUCUGGUGUCACAGCAUGCGUCGACUUCUGUGCUCACGCACACAAAGACACGCACAACAUGAACAACGGAAGCACUGUAGUUUGCACUUUAACGAAGGAGGAUAACCGGGCUAUCAGGAACAUGCCUGAAGAUGAGCAGCUGCAUGUCCUGCCUCUCUACAAGAUCUCCCAGACAGACGAGUUCGGCAACGAGGAUGGGCAGCGGGCGAAAAUGCAGACCGGCGCCAUCCAGGCUCUCUCGGCUUUCCCCAGAGAGGUGCGUUUGCUGGCAGAGCCGGUGAAGUCAGCGCGGAAAAAGAAAAUGGAGGCAAAACGGGCAGCAGCCGAAAAACAAAACAACCAGGACAAGAAACAAGCUGCUCCUGUGAAGCUCAAAGAUGGAGGCGUCAAUGGGCAUAACAGCUCUCAAACCUUAUCAGCAGGUUGUAAAGGAGGUCCUUUGGAAAUGGAGCCUCAAGACUACUACAGUUCAUUUAAAUUGGCUAGAGAAGCCAGUCUUGGAAACUACAUACCGAUAUUAGGAAAUUAUAACCCUUCCUCCCCUUAUGACUUCAGCAGCAUGCACCCUUACUCUUCUGUAAUGCCCAGCGCCAGUAUGGAGGCAGUUCCUUCUUUUCAUCAAAACUUUCCUAUUCCAUAUGGAUACAUUGGCUUCCCUGGUAACCAAACCUUCGCUCCCCCCUACCGUGAAUACAGCAGCGGCUUUGAGGUGGCAGUGAAUGGGUUCACAGCUGACGUCCCAAACUCACAGCUGUCGCAGCAGAAGAAUGUUGACAUCAAGGACAAGUUUUCGAUCCUGCAGCGUCCUCAUGAAAGCUCACCAGUGCCAUUCCACUCAAAAGCAUCUGAGGCGCAUAAAAACAGACCCAACGGGUUUCAUAAAACACACGUAGGAAAGGACUAUCAUAUCCCACCAUCGGGGCACACACAAGGGACCAACAACAACUGCAAAGUGCACAACGGAGAAAUCCCUUGUCUGGUAGGGCAUGGGGCUACCAAAGGUCAAGCAGAGGAAGUAUGGUCCGACAGUGAACACAACUUCCUGGACAGAGACAUUGGUGGAGUCGCCGUUGCCCCAUCCCACGGUUCCAUCUUGAUUGAAUGCGCCCGACGCGAGCUUCAUGCCACCACCCCAAUCAAGAAACCAAACAGGAACCACCCUACCCGUGUUUCCCUGGUCUUUUAUCAGCAUAAGAACUUGAAUGAGCCCAAACACGGGCUGGCACUUUGGGAGGCUAAGAUGGCGGAAAGAGCGAAGGAGAGAGAGAUGGAAGCUGAAAGGCUGGGUACCACUGAGAGUAUUGCCAAGCCUCGCAACAAGAAAUCAAAGCCGAGCGUCAGCGAAAAGGAGGAUGUUAUACAUGAAGAUACUGAAUUGGUUCAGAUUCCUACUCGCAGGGCGUUAACGAUAUCUAGGGACGGGGUUAUUACUGUAUCUUCAUAUGCCCUGACACAAGUUACAGGCCCUUACAACCGUUGGGUUUGAACUUUCCAUUGUGUUCUUGCUGCCUUACCUCAAUGCUUUUGAUCAUAUUUAUGGUGCUGUCAGAUUUGACUCAUUGUUUUGUAUUGUUUUCAUCUCAACUGUCUCAGCUGAGGUUUUAUCAUUGUGUGGGUUUUUAACUGUGACAAUAGGAUUAUUUGUACGUGUUUGUAAGCUUUUUUCUUUUUUUAAAGAAUGGUGCUAGAAGCAGAUUUUAAGGAAUUGCGGUUUUACAAUUUUUAUAUACAGGUCAAAUAAGGAAGUACAAAUGCAAAAUAACUAUUUAUUAUGAUCAUAUGGUGUCUUUAAGGCUGUCUUACGAGGUGUUUCCAACACGAGGAGUUUCGUUUCUGGUGCUUUGAUAAGGUCUGUUUACGGCAAUUGUACUCUAUAUCAAUUUACAUUGAACUUGCAAUUGAACUUAGGGUUAAAUUUAUGGUGCAGAAGUUAUAUAUCAUUCAUUUUAUGUUUUAAUGUUGAAUAAUACAGCUUCUGGUGCUCUUUUUUUAAAUAAGCAAUUUGAUGGUGCCAAUGGAGCAGCAACUUUCGGUUGUUGCUGAAAACUGCUGUUUACAUAGGUCUUUAAAAAAUAUCAGUAGCAUUAUAUAACACUUUGUACUUUGAUUUUCGAGUGUUAUUUGAUUGUGUUGGGCUUAUUCUAAAAAUUGAAACGCAAUGAAGGAAAGGUACAUUUUUUUUGGUUUUGUCUGAUUGUUAAAAACAUUUUGUUUGCAGCCUGUAAAUAUGAAAUAAAAGCACUUUUUUUUUUUUUUAAUAACUUGAAAUAGCAUAAGCUUGGUUUAGAUACUGAAAGUGAUCGGGAAGUACUUUUUUCAAUACUGAAAAUCACCGUAAUGUAUAUAUUCAUGGUGACUUUCAUUACAGUAGUGAUUAUUUUUAUAAUUAUAUUUGAUCGUUACAGAUUUCUGAUUGUAGUCUGCAGAAAAAUCAACUAAACUAUGAACUGAACAUAGUGAUAUUGUACAAUGCCUCAUUUAAGUGACGGACAAAAUGAUAAAUAACCUGAAAAGCUAGGUUUAAAGAGAAAAUACACUCAAUAGGGAGCAAUUAUAAGUUACUUUGCUGGCAGUUUUUUUAAAUAAAUAUACUGUUUGUUAAAAAAAAAAAAAAAAAAACAAGAAAAAGAAAACAAUGUUCAAGUCAACAUGUCUUUUAAGAUAAGAUCAUUACAAUCACAUGUUAAAAAGUGGCAAGUUAUUAAUUCAGAUAUUAAAUUAGUUAUUUUUUUAGUUAUUAAAAAUGAUUUUGGGACAAACAUUAAUUUAAAAAUAAUUGAUUUAUUAAAUAACAAAUAUCAAGUAUUUAGUCCAACACAUAAUCACUUACCUCUAACCUGAACAUAGGCUAUCUGGGUGUUACAUUUCAACAAUUGAAUGAGGGAAACUGACUGAGAAAGUCAUGUGCGUUUGAAUUAUUUUUCAAGCCUUGCUUAAACAUUGGAAAAAGUAGCUUUAGCAAAGCUUCUGGAGCCUAGGGUUACAUUUUAAUCAUGGCGCUGCUAUCCCUUUUGCGUUUAGAAAAACACCAAAUAACAAAAAAAAAGCUGCUGUUAAAGGUGCUGUGCCUGAUUUAUGCAGUGUUGGCAUUAAAUCACUGCACACAAUUAUAAUAGUGUGUGUUUGGUACUUUUUAAGUACGAGGUUAGCAGUGAGGUAAUUCAAAUGUAAUUCUAGCGCUAGGCUGUGUCUGCAGCAACAAGCAUUCCAUUAGGGCGCAUUACAUGAGAAAGGUCCCUAGCAACGCAUGCCAUGAAUCUUUUCUUCUGCUUCAGGUAGUAUUGCAUGAUACACACGUGUCAUAAGGGUUCCCACAUAUGUUAAAACGUCGAAUGCCAUUGGCUGUUUAGAGAUUAUGAACUAUGUUAGGAACAAAUAUUUUAACAGGCAGUAUUUAAAACGUAAAUACCUUUUCGGUUUACACUUUCUGUUUAAAAAAGUGUACUAUACAUUUUAGUAAACAAGUUGUUUAAAAAGCGCAGCAAUUCUCAUAAAAUGAGAAUGUUGCUUAGAUUUUUCACACUGCUAUACCAGUCUUUGGUUAAUUAUUGUUAUUUCAGAAAAGUUGACCUCUUUAAAUAAUCAAGUUCUUUAAGGCUUGAAAUCAGAUUUGGGGAUUAUUUACAUUACUGUACAUCAUCUUGACUGAAUAUUUGUUGUAUAAUGGCAGUUUACAGUCAAAUAUUAUAUUGUCUGCCUUUGGCAUUGAAAACUGUGCUUAUUAUAAAUUCCUAAUCGUGGUGCUAUAUAGUAAAUACAAUAAACCAUGGGUUAUACCACAUAAAGUGUAGAACCCCAGACUGUCCAGUGUGCUGUGACAGUGGAUGCACAGUAAUGAUAAGCAAGGCUGUAAAGUGUAGUUUCUUACAUCGGUUGGCAUUAUCACUGAUCUUCUUGCCCUUGUGCAGAAGAUACUUUAGUUAAUUGCUUGUUUUUACUUUAGUUAGAGAUGUAUAGGUUUUUAAAACCGUUGCUCCCAGUCUCGUGCAGAAAGUUAGUUUUACUUUCCUAGUCUGGCCUCCAUCCCUCGAUCCAGAUCAUUGAAGUAAGGCCUGCAGCGAAGGAAUUGAUUUGUGCCAGGAAGCAGCGGUUUCAGCUUUUUAAAUAUAUUUUGUUAUAUUUUAAAAUGUCCCAAAUUAGAAUAAAAAAUACAAAUAAAAAAAGAAACUUCCAUGCAACAGUAAGGAGUCAGUGAUUAUGAGCCUUUUAACAAAUCUUUACCUCACGAGUUAUUUAAAGAACUUAAGAAAGGUUAUGAGCAAGAGGGUCCCAAUGACUCAGUGACAACAAGGGGGUUUGGUAACUCACCACUAUCCUCUGUUCUGUGUCUGUUCACCUCAUUUGCAGCUUGUGCUCUCUGUUCCUAGUGUCUGUGCUGUGUUUUCCAUGUUGCUUCUUCAACAGUAUCGAACUGUUUUCAUUACAAAAAAAACACACACAAUGAAAAGACAUUCUUUAAAUAACUUUAAGCUUUUGUAAGCUGUCGGUGUUAGCCAUUACGCUGUAUAACCACAAUUGCCUAACCCGUUCUUUGUUUUAAUUGUACUUUCAAUAUUAGGACUGCACUUGCUACAUUUAAAGAAAUGUUAACAGUACUGUACUUUUUGCCUAAUAUUUUAAAUGAGGCCAGAUUUAAAAUACUCGGUGGUGCAUUCAAUAUUGAUUCCUUAUUAGCCCAGCUCAAUUGGUGCUUUCUGUAAAACCAGUAUACAGGAGCAACAGGAGCAUAGCUAUUUGCCGAUUGUAACAGGAGCAUGGCUAUUUGCUGAUUGUAACAGGAGCAUGGCUAUUUGGCCCACAGAGUGACGGGGG
Molecule: messenger RNA, 9772 nt
Organism: Polyodon spathula (Mississippi paddlefish)
Lineage: Eukaryota; Metazoa; Chordata; Actinopteri; Acipenseriformes; Polyodontidae
Product: methylcytosine dioxygenase tet3-like
Exons: 11
Coding region: 315-6446 (2043 amino acids)
Biological process (GO): oxidative demethylation; positive regulation of transcription by RNA polymerase II
Cellular component (GO): nucleus
Molecular function (GO): zinc ion binding; DNA 5-methylcytosine dioxygenase activity; DNA binding
Source: RefSeq, a predicted model, not a curated record